AUGCAAUUACCCAAGGCUAAUUCUGAUCUAGUAAACCAGAUGAACAAGCUUAUUCAAACGCGAACAGGUAAGACAUAUUUCAACUGGGUGAAAGGCCAUAGUGGUAUCUACCAGAAUGACCAGGCAGAUCAUUUUGCCUAUCUUGAUUCGCAAAAACCAUAUGUGCAAUCCACCCUAGUAUAUAUUUCGAAGAAAACUAUUGAUACCUAUUUUUCUGGAGCAGAAAAAAAAUCUGAUAAUUUCAUGAGUACAACCGAUUCGUAUAUUGAAGAGUUUAUUCGUAUUCUUCAAAUAUUAGAGCAGGAUUGCGAUGAGGAAAGGCUAGUCAUAACC
This is a messenger RNA of Dentiscutata heterogama, 333 nucleotides long. NCBI's taxonomy places the organism in Eukaryota, Fungi, Glomeromycota, Glomeromycetes, Diversisporales, Gigasporaceae. The record is from the annotation of a GenBank genome assembly.